AUGUGCAAAACCUGGGGCAUCAAAUACUCCUGCUCGCACACCUUCUACUUCCACCUCAGCCGCUGCAGAGGCACCAUCUCCAGUCGUCGGUGCGCCCCGUUCACAACCACCAAGAGCAACAGCGACGCUUUCCGCAAACCCGCCUGCUCAGCAACGCCGACUCUCACCAUCUACCCCAAAUCUCCAUGCGGACCGUGUCAACGCGCCGAGUUGGAGGCCGCAAGCGAGGCGAAGGUCGAGGAUGCGCGCGCCCGGGCUCAACGAGGGGAGGGCGGGGCUAUGGAUGAGGUGACUAGGAUUCUGGACGAGAGGGAACGCUUGCUGUUCUGUGUGACGCGGCGGUUUCCGGGGUCGCAGUCGUUCAAGGAAUUCCGGCGGCCGGAGAACGGGCUGCGAGGCAGGGAGCUGGGGGGUUCGAGGUUGAGGGUUGUGGUUUCGGCUGCGGAUGAGGAUGAGGAUGAUGUCUGGUUGGAUGGAGAGUCUUACGUCGGGGCUGAGAAUGAGAGUCGCGAAACGCAGGCCUGGAUUGAUGAUUGGGCUGGUGGUUGGUCGACGCCGCAUGCUGAUCCUCUGCCGGGGCUGGCUUCUACGACGGAAAGCGAGGAGGCCGAGGGGGUGAAGGAAUGUUGGAACGGUGAUUCCGAGCGGAAGGAGGAUGCGAAGCCAUCGAUCAUACGCGACAAAGAGUCGGUCCAAGAAACGAAAGAGGUGGAUAUUGAUCUGCUCAAUAGCUUUCAGUUCGUGCGGCUUGGAGUCAUGGUCGGGUCAUAG
This is a messenger RNA of Neohortaea acidophila, 771 nucleotides long. RefSeq lists its product as uncharacterized. The coding region runs from base 1 to 771 and encodes 256 amino acids. The record is from RefSeq and is a predicted model, not a curated record. The transcript is spliced from 2 exons. NCBI's taxonomy places the organism in Eukaryota, Fungi, Ascomycota, Dothideomycetes, Mycosphaerellales, Teratosphaeriaceae.